This is a messenger RNA of Clonostachys rhizophaga, 1821 nucleotides long. The record is from the annotation of a GenBank genome assembly. NCBI's taxonomy places the organism in Eukaryota, Fungi, Ascomycota, Sordariomycetes, Hypocreales, Bionectriaceae.
AUGGGGCUCUACACUAAGCUCGCCAAAGAGAUCGAUGAGGUCGACGUCAUCAUUGCUGGAGGCGGCACGGCGGCAUGUGUCGUUGCUGGACGACUAGCUGAAGCUGACCCUGGCCUGUCAAUUCUGCUCAUUGAACAGGGUCAGGAUAAUCGUGGCGUUCAGAACAUUGAGAAUCCCGUCUUCUUUCUGGAUCACCUGCUGCCCACUGCCACCACAACCCUGUUUUACAAGGGCAACAAGGCAGAACAAUUAGCAGGCCGCGAAGCAAUUGUUCCCAGCGGUGGAACUCUUGGCGGAGGUUCGUCCAUCAACUUUAUGAUGUAUACUCGCGCCCAGGGAGUAGACUUUGAUUCUUGGAAAACGCCUGGAUGGUCCGCCGAUGAGAUGCUCCCCUUUCUGAAGAAGCUUGAAACAUACCAUGGCCGUGGUAACCCUGAAGAUCACGGCUCGAAUGGGCCAGUCCAAGUCUCGGACGGCACGUUCCGUUCCAAGGGUUCUGAAAGCGACUUCAUUAAAGCUGCAACCGAGGUCGGCUGGCCUGAGAUCACAGAUCUCCAGAACUUGAAGGCUAACAACGGUGUGGAGCGCUGGCUGCGGUACGUUUCCAAGGACGGCAGACGGCAAGACACUGCCACCGCGUAUGUCCAUGACAAGAUUGACAACAGCAAAUAUCCCAAUUUCCAUGUUCUCACCGAGUCCAAAGUUGUUCGCAUCCUGCUUGACGAAAACAAGCGAGCUGUUGGUGUCGAGUACACCCCCAACUCUGCUUUCCAGCCCGUAACUGGCCCUACUCAGCAUCCCAAAUUAACGGUCAAGGCCCGAAAGCUAGUCGUGGUCUCAUGUGGUGCCUUAGGUACACCGCCAGUGCUGGAGAGAUCUGGUCUUGGUGACCCCAAAGUUCUCCAAAAGGCUGGUGUUGAUGUCAAGGUCGACUUGCCCGGCGUAGGCCAUGAAUAUCAGGAUCACCAGCUUAUCCUGUAUCCUUACAAGACGUCACUUGGUCCCAACGAGACUAUUGACAGGGUUCUUAGAAACCCUCAUAAACGCCAAGAGAUGAUCGACUCAAAGGAUCCAAUCCUGGGUUGGAACUCCAUCGACAUUUCCUCCAAGCUUCGACCUACAGAAGCUGAGGUUGCUGCUCUUGGCCCCGAGUUCACGAAUGCGUGGGAUAGGGAUUUCAAGAACGCUCCCACGCGACCUCUGAUGCUAAUGGGUCUUGUUUCUUGCUUCCUAGGUGACCCUUCGACAGUACCAGAGGAGCAGUAUGUGACCGUCGGUAACUAUACUGCUUACCCGUACUCUCGAGGACAUAUGCACAUCACAGGUCCCGAAGUCAACGACGAGCUGGACUUUGACGUGGGAUACCUCAACGACAAAGACGACAUCGACUUGAAGAAGCAGUUGUGGGCUUACAAGAAGUCCCGUGAGAUCAUGCGCCGGACCGCAAUGUACCGAGGCGAGCUCGCGGCCGGUCACCCAGCAUGGCCUGAAGGCUCCAAGGCUGCGUCGGCGGACAUUACCGAAGCCCUGGCCAACGUCAAGGAUGUCGAGUACUCUGCCGAGGAUGACAAGGCAAUUGAACUAUGGAUCCGACAAAAUGUGGGAACUACAUGGCACUCGAUUGCUACCUGCAAGAUGGCUCCUCGUGAGGAGAACGGCGUGGUGGAUGAGCGUCUGAAUGUCUGGGGCACCAAGGGAUUGAAGCUGGCGGACUUGAGUAUUCCCCCGCAGAAUGUUGGCGCAAACACGAACAACACGGCCAUUGUCGUCGGUGAGAAGGCUGCGGAUAUCAUCAUCAAGGAUCUUGGCCUCGGGAAAUAA